Molecule: messenger RNA, 729 nt
Organism: Mixia osmundae IAM 14324
Lineage: Eukaryota; Fungi; Basidiomycota; Mixiomycetes; Mixiales; Mixiaceae
Exons: 5
Coding region: 52-690 (212 amino acids)
Biological process (GO): dUDP biosynthetic process; dTTP biosynthetic process; dTDP biosynthetic process
Cellular component (GO): cytosol; nucleus; cytoplasm
Molecular function (GO): ATP binding; dTMP kinase activity
Source: RefSeq, a predicted model, not a curated record
ACAGGAAGAGGACAAUCUGACGAACGGACGCUUUGACGCCUGACCACUCCAAUGCGCGGUCGCUUCUUCGUGCUAGAAGGCUUAGAUCGAUCUGGCAAGUCGACACAAUGCGCGCGUCUCGUCGAGCACCUUCAGCGUCAAGGCCGAAAAGCUGAACUUCUGCGCUUUCCUGAUCGAACGACGCCAAUGGGCAAAAUGAUCGAUUCUUACUUGACAAGUCAGACAGACAUGAACGAUCAGGCCAUCCAUCUCCUCUUCUCAGCCAAUCGCUGGGAGAAAGCAGCAAGCAUACGACAGAAGCUACGCGACUCUAUCGACAUUGUCUGCGAUCGCUAUGCCUUUUCAGGUAUCGCAUUCUCGGUGGCCAAGGGUUUAGACUAUCAGUGGUGCAAAGCUCCCGAUGUUGGGCUGCCCGCUCCUGAUCAAGUACUCUUCCUAGAUAUCAGCCCCGAACAUGCCGAACAACGAGGCGGGUACGGUCAAGAGCGAUACGAGAAGCGCGAGAUGCAGCUCAAAGUGCGCGAGGUCUUUGGACGGAUACGAGACGACAUGACAAGUGCCCAAGGCAAAUGGUCUGUAGUUGAUGCCGGGCAAUCACUAGAGGCAGUAUCGUUACAGAUACAGCACAUAGCAGAUCAGGUUCUCAUCGUCGACGACGACGCGACGGACAGAUCCGCACUUUUUUCAUGACAAGCAAGAUUGCAUACAGAGUACAUCGUUUUUACCGUC